AUGUCACAACCAAUAGCAGUGGACAUUAUCUCCGACGACGAUGAUCAGGACACAAGCAACGACGUCGCGUCGACUCCGCUCCCAAAGCAAUUCAAGAAACCAAGAACAAACUCGAAUUCCCAUCCACAAAGCCCUCCUAUCUUCGUCAUCGACGAUGACCCAACUCCUCGCAAACAUUCGGUGGGUACUACCUCCACCCCGUCGUUUGUCGCCGAAACCCCGACUUCCGAGUCGCCGAAAUCGGAAGUUUCAGUCGUCAAAUGCAAUACUGAAGGUGUUUUGAAUACCCAGCUUAGGCCUUGUUUUAUGUCUGAUCAUAAACCUUCUGUAAAAGCCAAUAUAAAAGAUGUCACAAAGAUAAGUGUGGCUGAGGUGGUGUCUUACAUUAGGGGUAGUGGUGUCAAUUCAGCUUUGAAACCUGAAUCAAUGUUAUUGGCAGCCAAGGCCAUUUCUCCUAAUCCAUCUUGCUCCUUCGCAGGUAUCAAUGGAUUGAUAUGCUUGGAGUCCGAUAAUGACUCUGAAAAUGGUUCUAUGAAUGAAACGUGGAAGCAGAAUGAAACAAUGUUGAAUUCCAUAGAAUUGACAAUUCCCCUUGUUGCAAAGGAUUCCAAUUUGAGCUCUAGAUAUAUCGAGUCCAGAUUGCCAUCUGAUGCCUUUAGGGAAGUUACACAAGAAAUUUUAACGGGGAAUGUUCAUGUAGCGCAAGUGUUCGGGUAUAGUUUUUCACAUCCAAAUUCAUCUGAAGAUGAUAUUGUUCAGUUGCUUUCUGAGUCAUUUAAGGACUUCAAGCUUUUGGUGGUUGGUGUUAACUUCCUCACUAUUGAAGUGCUCUUUGCCAUUGCUUACUAUCACAAGGUACCUUAUUGUCCGGAGCAAGAAAUUGACAGGCUGGAGCUGAUAGAUAAUGUCUUGAGACCGAAAGGAAGAAAAAAACAACAGAAGGAACAAGAAAAGUUGCAAAAAGAAGUUCUGAGGGCUGAAGCUGUGGAGAUGAAAAAACUACAAAAAGAAAGGCAAAAGUGGGAAAAGGGGAAGUUUGCUUUAAAAUCAAUUGUGGCUGAAAUUGACCCUAAAAUAGUUGAACUGGGUUCAGUUGGAGGCACGGCCUUUCUAUACACUGCCUAUAUUUAUUUCUGCAAUUCAAUAUCCAUUUCUGGGUUGUCUGGAGAGUUGAUUCGUGUUACGGAGUUGAAUUGUUUUGGAUUGUUUGCUUGCAGAUUCAAUAGAGGAAGGAGGAUGGGUUUGAUCAUUCCAAAGGGUGUUGAAGGAAAAGGAUGGAAAUCUUUUCAGAGAUUGUUUGAAAAGGACUCUAGUACUAUCGAAGGAAUGCAGUUAUCUCUAGAGAGUUCGAGAAAUGGACAUUUGUUGUGUCGUGAGGAACAGAUGAGGAUGUUGGGGGAAGGUUUUAGCAAAUUGGGUACAUUGCUCGCGAAGUUGAAGACGAUGAAAAGAGGGAUAGAGGAACGUGGCAAAAAUAUAUGUAUGAGUGUACACAAGUUAGGUGGAAAUAAGGAUAACAAUAGCAAAGAUAUGACUAUUGGGAAUGUGCUAAAACAGAUUGUUAAUGACGUUUAA
This is a messenger RNA of Ilex paraguariensis (yerba mate), 1575 nucleotides long. The record is from the annotation of a GenBank genome assembly. NCBI's taxonomy places the organism in Eukaryota, Viridiplantae, Streptophyta, Magnoliopsida, Aquifoliales, Aquifoliaceae.